AUGAUGAUGUCAGACAUUGCUAAAGACAGAACCGCUCAUUUGCUGAAGAAGAGGGGCAGUGUGUCUUCUCUAAGUAGUCAUGAGUUCCGGCGGAAGGAACCUCAUGGGCGUGCCAAAGACUCUAUGAGUACAGUGUCUUAUAUGGAUGAACCUUGCCAGUCUGAAGAUGCCUCUCGCCUCACAGUUCACAUGGAAAACACUUACCAACUGGGUCCUACCAAAUAUUUUCCUGUGGUCAUUGUCAAUCAUAUUCUGAAAGAUGUGUUAACUACCUACCUACAAGAAGAACAGUAUGAACCGGAACUCUGUAGACAGAUGACUAAAACAAUUUCUGAGGUUAUUAAAGCCCAGGUAAAGGACUUGAUGAUCCCACGAUAUAAGCUAAUUGUGAUCGUCUACAUUGGACAACUGACAGGCCAGAGCAUACUGAUUGGAAGCAGAUGCCUUUGGGAUCCUAAAAAUGAUGCCUUUGCAUCUUUCAUUUUCAGAAAUUCUUCUCUCUUUGCUCUUGCAAAUGUCUACACAGUUUACUUUGAAUGA
Rangifer tarandus platyrhynchus (Svalbard reindeer) is the source of this 540-nucleotide messenger RNA. NCBI's taxonomy places the organism in Eukaryota, Metazoa, Chordata, Mammalia, Artiodactyla, Cervidae. The record is from the annotation of a GenBank genome assembly.